Messenger RNA from Phaethon lepturus (White-tailed tropicbird), 186 nucleotides. It is a transcript of the gene CENPW, whose product is annotated as centromere protein W. Gene Ontology annotation, biological process: chromosome segregation; mitotic cell cycle; kinetochore assembly. Gene Ontology annotation, molecular function: protein heterodimerization activity; DNA binding. Lineage: Eukaryota; Metazoa; Chordata; Aves; Phaethontiformes; Phaethontidae. The transcript has 3 exons. Gene Ontology annotation, cellular component: nucleoplasm; kinetochore. The record is from RefSeq and is a predicted model, not a curated record. The annotation marks the transcript as partial.
AACAAACCCAAAACCAAACUGUGCUUAAACAUCCCUCUUUUAAAGGUGCAUUUGAGCUUCUUAGUGUUUCUCCAUCGGUUAGCAGAAGAAGCCAGGACAAAUGCUUUUGAGAAUAAAAGUAAAAUAAUUAAACCUGAGCACACUAUAGCUGCAGCAAAGGUUAUUUUAAAGAAAAGCAGAGGCUAG